Lagopus muta (rock ptarmigan) is the source of this 910-nucleotide messenger RNA. RefSeq names its product keratin-associated protein 21-1-like. NCBI's taxonomy places the organism in Eukaryota, Metazoa, Chordata, Aves, Galliformes, Phasianidae. Bases 47 to 352 code for a protein of 101 amino acids. The record is from RefSeq and is a predicted model, not a curated record. The transcript has 2 exons.
CUUACGUUCUCUUUGAGCUCGGCUCGCCUCCCUGCACCGCCCCAAGAUGACUUUCUACUACCAGAAUCAGUGUGACGAUUCCUGCUACUCCCCGUGCAGCUACGGCAGCGUGUACAGCUACCGCACCUACGACUGCGGGAGCCCCUGCACUUACCGCACCUACGACUGCGGGAGCCCCUGCACUUACCGCACCUACGACUGCGGGAGCCCCUGCACUUACCGCGGCUCGGGGGUGCUGAGUGGCUACCGGGACUGCUACCCUUCCUACAGCUCCCGCUGCUACUCCCCCUGUUCCACGCGCUACACCCGCCGGUACAGCUUUGGAAGCUUCUACCCCUACUAUAACUGCUAAAGGUGAAAUACGAAGCAUGGCUAGAUGAGAAUUUGAGCUCCUGGGACACUGACUGCAGUCAGGAAUAGCACUAGAGCGCUUUCACCUCUCUCCAACCUCUUCAAGCAAUACUGCAUAACUUGCAUUAGGAUCAGCCCUUCCCUCGUAGCUUUUCAUUGUGCACAUGCUGCAUGUUUUGGUGCAGAGCUUUGCGCCAGGAGGUACAGAGCUCAGCCCCAAAGCAAAGCACUUGGUGCGAAGUGUGGAAACUGCACUUAUAGAAUGUAAUCAUCUCAGGAUGGUCCUCCUUUUCUGCUUAUCUGUACUUGCUGUAUACAUUGCUGCUUCUUCUCAUUAAAAGAUCUUGCAUCACAGCAUUGCUUUCUGUGUUUUUUUUAAUGUUCUGGUUUUCUUCUACUCUUGGUAUUAUUAAUGAUCUACCCAAGAUUUAGUCAAAAGGAGCCCCUAGCUUUUCAGAUCUGCAGGUUUAAGCAUCUGUGGAGUCCGAGCUGACAGAGGACAUAUCAGACAACCCAACUUUGUCUUCUUCAGGGCAGUCCUGAAGCUCACAUCCGUCUU